Camelina sativa (false flax) is the source of this 2235-nucleotide messenger RNA. Its product is annotated as pentatricopeptide repeat-containing protein At2g30780. Lineage: Eukaryota; Viridiplantae; Streptophyta; Magnoliopsida; Brassicales; Brassicaceae. The record is from RefSeq and is a predicted model, not a curated record. Gene Ontology annotation, molecular function: mRNA binding; protein binding.
CCCAAAACAGCAUUUAUCAAAUCUUCUUCCUCUUCUUCCUCCUACGAUAAACCCUAAUUUUUGGGGGCUUUGCACAGAUUUGCAGAUUCCUCAGAUCCGAUACUGCGCUAUUAAAUUAAGCCGGAGCUAUUAUUAUUUCUCAGUCGUGAUCCAUGACAUCUAAUUUUGUGAAACUCAGCACUGAAUUUAUCGGCAAACUCUCCCGUGUAACUAGCUUACCAGCUCAACGUACUGAUUUGGUUCAAAAGGUUUCGGUUUUGAAAGACGAGCUUUUAACGAUUGGUAACAGUAAGGAGAAGUUCCAGAACCUUUUGGAUCAGAACGGCCAGUGGUUGUUUAGAAGCUAUCGUGAUGUUGCUGGAAUCAUUGAGCUUAUGGAUCAGCUCUUUCCUCGUCAUUACUUGGCUCUUCAGGUUUUAGAUUGGAGGAGAAGUCAAAAGGAUUAUUGUAUCCCUUUGACAUCGGAGGAGUAUGCGAAAGGAAUCAAGAUUGCUGGUAGAGCUAGGGAUGUAAACCUUGCAGUCUAUCUUUUCGAUGAGGCUGCUAAGAAACGGAUUCAAACAGCUUCAGUUUACAAUGCUUUGAUGAGUGUGUACAUGUGGAACGGUUUUGCUGAUGAGUGUCAGUCACUGUUUAAAGAUUUCACUAGGCAAACGCAUUGUGCUCCGACCAUUGUGACCUAUAAUAUUCUAAUAUCUGUUUAUGGUCGGCUUCUGAUGGUGAAGAAUAUGGAAGCUGCUUUCGAAGAAUUACAUAAACUGAAGCUUUCUCCGGUUUCGUUUACUUACAACUUUCUAAUUGCGGGUUAUGUUACUGCCUGGAAUUGGGGUAAAAUGGAAGCUACUUUCCAAGAAAUGCAGGGUGGUCCAGUUGAGCCUGACAGUGACACUUAUCAGCUAAUGCUUCGUGGGUAUGCAAAUUCUGGGAAUUUGAAAAAGAUGGAAGAAAUGUAUGAAGUGAUUAAAGAUAACGUUGGUGUAAACAAUAGUCCUUUGGUCAGAGCCAUGAUCUGUGCAUAUUGUAAAACGUCUGUUGAGGGUAGAGUCCAAAAGGUUGAAAAGUUAUUGAGUCUUCUCUCUGGGGAGGAAUAUCUUCCUUGGUUGAAUGUGCUUUUGAUUCGACUAUAUGCUCAAGAAGACAUUUUGGAAGCAAUGGAGAAUAAAAUCAACGAGGCAUUUGAGCGUAAGACAUGUGUUAAUAAAUCGGAUGUCAUGCGGGCGAUCACUGCAGCUUACUUCAGGUGUAAUGAAGUUGACAAUCUUGCUAAUUUUGUCAAGCGUGCUGAGUCUGCUGGGUGGAAACUAUGCAGAUCUCUUUACCACUGUAAGAUCAUAUUGUAUGGAUCCCAAAAACGCUUUGAAGAAAUGGAAGGUGUUGUAAAUGAGAUGGCACAGACUAAUUAUGGGCUUGUAACUAAAACGUUCGCCAUUAUGCAUAAGGCGUAUAAAGCCCAUGGAAUGGAGUCCGAUGCUGAGAAAGUGAAAGGAAAGAUGCUGAAACGUGGGCUGUAGAUACACUUCAUUUUGUGCAAAGGAUUCUGUUGUUUCGAUUUGUUCAGCGUCUUUAUCAAGGGCGGGCUGUGACCAAGCAGUGUAUCAAAUGGUUGUAGGACUGCCCAAUGAGGCUGGAUAAAAGAUGCUGGCUAGGCUUCCAUAAUCUGUCACCGGGGUUUUGGGAUGAGACGAACGCACAAAUCUUUUUCCGUCAUGACUGAUUUAACCAUCACUAUUCUGCCAUAGUUGUACAUGUUACUGGCAGAGUUUAAAAUUUCCAUGGCAGAUUUUUAGACGGUUUCAGUAUAAGAAACCACAGUAAAACAAAUUUGAUGUGAGCCAUGAAGAACAGUGCCUGCCCUCUCUGGUUUUUCUUGCCUGUGUUACUGAUAGGAUUAGAAGAGCUAUUAUUUUCUUGGUUUUUGGAGGCUCUGCUAAGUAAAGUUAUUUCCUUAAGAAAAAACUGCUGCAGUGAGUUUCUCUGUUUCGGCCAUCUCUGGGUCCAGUUUCCAGAUUGUAGUAAGUUAGUAAAAUUUUGUGUUGUUAGGCUAUAAACACUCUUACAUUGGCAUACUGCUCUGUUGUUUAGCUUGAUCCAUGUUCGUAAAUUUGAGGAAAAUGAUAGCUCAGCUACACAUAAUGUUUCCGUAUAGUGGAUCUCCUUUACUUAAUCUACAAAUUCUCACGAAUAAGCCAUGGAGCUUGAAAUUUUAUUAUGAUUCUUUGUUUCUUUGUCAUUCAA